UCAAACAAAACCGCUUCAGCCCUUCUCCGCUAGGUUCGAGACCGUUCAACACCAAAGGCAAAAAGCCUUUGCACAAAUUAAGAUCAGACCAUUAUUCGUUCCUGACAAAGUCUAGAGCAGGGGCUCAAUCACCCAAGCAUGGUUGCCAACCAGCAGAUCGAUCCAUGUUUCAGAAUAUAAGAGAACAGGAUAGCUCUAAUUCCUAACUUAUUUCAGAAUGAUUUGCUGGCUACAUCACUGACCAUUCAGCCACAAGCAUCUAAAAUAUCCCCUAUCAAUCAUCAAAAGCGAAUAAAUAGGACAAAACUCCGAACGGACCUCAAAAAAUGACAACCAAGAAAAUUACCACUAUAACCCCUUCUGAAGUAUCUCAGCACCCCAAAAUCCCACCUAAUUUCUCAAAGAAGGUCAAAAGACCUCAGAUAAUGUUCUCAGGAGACUUCAAUAGCGCUAUGAUUCCUGAACUUCCAAUCGUAUCUGUUAAACAUAAGGCAACAAUCUCCCCUGGAUUUCAGAAGGCAAGAGUUUUAAAAAAUUCUAAAGACUCAGAUAAAUUUGCAAUUACUGAGUUAAAUAAAAGCUGAGCACAAAAAGAAAUCUCCCAGCUUAAGAAGUUAAAUAAAAAGCUAGUUGAUGAGAAAUGAAGACUUGAAGAGGAACUCCUAAUGUUAAGACAGAAAGAGACUGUACAAAGCAUGCUGCUCCAAAUUAAUCCCAAAAUAAAUAGCUCUAAAGAUUCUGAAAUCCAACAUUCGUUGAAACAUUUCACACAUAAAUUGAAAAGUAUAAAGGAUAUGGAGAUAAGUAUGAACAAAAUGAAGAAAUCCUUCACCAAUCAGAUCGAAGAAUUACAAGAGUCCUUAAGCUAUGCUUUACAGCAAACCUCCUUGAUCUCCCAAACCAAGGACCACUCAAUCUCAGACUUAGGCAAGAUCAUUGAAAAGACUAAAGCUAAGCGUCACGAUGAUAAAUAAGAAAAUUAAAUGGCUGAAGAAGAAAUUGGAUAAAUUAGAGAAAGAAUACGACAAACUUGCAGAUGUUCAUAACCAACUUAGGAAAGAUAAUCAAAACCUUCAGUCAAGACAUAAAAGUCUUGAGAAAACUCAUAAAUAAAGACUUGGACCUCAUCAAAGAUAUGAGCAAGAAAUUAUACAAAAUGGAAGCUGAAGGAGACCUUAUCAAUCUUAACCCAUAUGAUCUUCACAUGAAAAUUAGAUAUUAUGAGACCCAACUUGACCAGAAAGAUCAAGAGUCUAUAGCCAUGUUCAAAGAACUUAAGACAAUAAGGGGAUACCUCGAAGUACUAGGUAUAAGUGAGGAAGAGCUAGUGAAAUCUGCCAAAACAGGGUACCUGAAUCUAAACUCUUUCAAUGCUGAGAAUUUCAAUAUGAGUUAUGUAAAGAAGAAAAAUAACUCACAAUGAAAGAAACCUGAGAAGAUACGAAGAAACAAGUCAAGUCGUUUCAUUGAUUCUGAAAAAUCUAGCAAAAGUAUCUUCCGGCAUUCAAAAUCGAACUUCUGCGAAAACACUGAAGACUCUCAAACCAGAAUCAACUGCUCUGAGACCUCAUCAAUAACUGGAGAAGUCCCUCAAAAUACCCUUUCUAUUCCAAAAUUCCAAAUGGGGCUUCCUCAAUCCCGAUCCAGAAUCCAUGAUUUUGGACAAAGAUCGCCUACUUCAAACCUUGACCUACUAAAACACCUCGAAAAAGUCAGGGAGGCUAGCCACCCUGGCCAGUAUCCCAUGAACCCUAGGCUAUCAGUCCACUCAAGUUCUUCUAUAUCUUCAACAGAUUCAUUUACUUUUCCAUCAAGGAAGAGGAAUUAUGACAAGAAGUUGAAGACAACCCUCAUCCCAAAGCAUUUAAUUGAAUAAGCC
Moneuplotes crassus is the source of this 1879-nucleotide messenger RNA. The record is from the annotation of a GenBank genome assembly. Lineage: Eukaryota; Ciliophora; Spirotrichea; Euplotida; Euplotidae.